AUGACUGAGAACUCUACUCGUGAAAAGUCAGUAGUAAGUAAACAUGGCUGGGGAGCUGUAAGAUGGGCAGAUCUGAGUAUAAGUGACGCAUCAAACAGUUGGAUACAAACUCAAAGCGACACUAAGAAUGAAUCUAAAUCUAUUGGGUUAACUUCUCUUUUACAAAAAAAUAUCAAACUGAACGACAGCAUAAGUGAAUAUCAAGGCAAAAAAACUAUUAAAGAGAGUACAAUCAAAGUAAAAAAUAGGGGAUUUUUAACAAUUAAUAGUACUGAAACAAAUAAUGAAAUUGGAUUUGAAAAAUCUGAUUUUUCUUCAAGCUUAGGCAGGGUAGGCAGUAAAAACUACGAAGAAAUCGAAAAGGACCAGAACAUUGAAAGCCAGGAAUUUAGGUUUGGAGAAGGAACAUACCCAGGUAGUUUAACUGAUAUUAGUCAAACUGAUCAAACAAUUAAAUGCCUUAUUCAAGAUGCAAACCUAAAUUCACCAAAGGUAUUUGGUAGUUUGCCACAAAUAUUAACUAAAGAUUCGUAUAAUAAUAAUAAAAAAAGAAUUAAAGAUUAUAAUGAAAAACCAGAAGACAGUGAAAAUAUUAAUUUUAACUCGGAAACGCAAAUUGAUCAAUUAACUAUCUAUAAGAAGGUCAAACAUUCGAAAACGAAUACUUGUACAACAGAAAAUCCAAAGCUUAGUAGAGAAACGAAUCAAAAUGCCAUAAAUGAAAGGAACACACAAAAAAAAAUGUUAAGUAAUCAAUUAAGCACUCCCAAAAGACAAAAAAAUAUCUUGGUUAAAUCUCCAAUAGUAAGCACCCCAAAAACACCACAAUUUAACAGUAGCCAUCGUAAUAACGACUUCUCAGUUGAUAUUAGUGCAAGCUCUAAUAUUGAUUGGAAUAAACGGAUUUCAAGUAGGUUAUUUCAGAUUGCUAUUGGAAAAGGAACAAGAGCUUAUCAGAAUUUUUUAAGAUUAAAACCUAGAAAAGAAGAUAGAGAACCUAACGACCCUCAGACUCCAAACGCUCAUAUUAGGUGUCCACAGAAACAAUUCACGGAUCAACUAAAUCAAUGGAGAAAGUCUCUUCACCAAUAUGAUGACCUAGACUCUAGCAUUUUGGAGCUUUGA
This is a messenger RNA of Cryptosporidium ubiquitum, 1125 nucleotides long. RefSeq names its product histone mRNA hairpin-binding protein. Gene Ontology annotation, molecular function: histone pre-mRNA stem-loop binding; mRNA binding. Lineage: Eukaryota; Apicomplexa; Conoidasida; Eucoccidiorida; Cryptosporidiidae. The coding region runs from base 1 to 1125 and encodes 374 amino acids. The transcript has a single exon. Gene Ontology annotation, biological process: mRNA transport; mRNA 3'-end processing by stem-loop binding and cleavage. Gene Ontology annotation, cellular component: histone pre-mRNA 3'end processing complex; cytoplasm. The record is from RefSeq and is a predicted model, not a curated record.